ACUCGAUCUCCUCUGGCAGAUGAAGCUGCUAGCUCUCUCCUCAUCAUCGCGCCUUCUUGAGAGCUCCGAGAUCCUCCCACCGUAUGCACCACCGCGACAUCGUCGUCGUUACGCGGAUGUUGUCUCCUCACUACGACAACGUGCUGCCGCCCUACGCAGCGGGGCGGCGGGCGGCGGCGCUGCUCGACCACCGGCGGUACCGGCCGAACGUGGAGGUGGCGCCCAACUGCCCGCGCUGCGACUCGCCCAACACCAAGUUCUGCUACUACAACAACUACAGCCUCAGCCAGCCCAGGUACUUCUGCAAGGGCUGCCGCCGCUACUGGACCAAGGGCGGCUCCCUCCGCAACGUGCCUGUCGGCGGUGGUUGCCGGAAGAACCGCCGGGGAAAGCCGGUGCGGGCCAUGCCGGUCGACGCGGCCGCGACCGGUACUGCUGGUGGCGCGACGGCGCCGUACUACCAGCGGUCGUCGUCGUUCCCCGGCACGCUGCGGCCGGACCUGCUCCUGGAAGGCAUGGUCGGCAGCCCGGCCGGCCUGUGCCAGCCGAUGGAAGCCGCCGCCGACAAGCCGGCCGUGGUUGAGGGGUCCACGAUCGACUUGGCGUUGUUGUACGCCAAGUUCUUGAACCAUCAGCCGCCGCCGGCGGUCGAGCCGUGCGCCAUCCUGCCGGAAUCGCUCGACGCCUUGAGAGGGUCGUCAAGUGACAUGAGCCCCGACGUCCCGCCACCGCCGGAUCACCAUCCCUUCACGAGGCAAGACGCGUUCGGCGAGCUCUCCACGCCGGCGAGCGCGGAUCCCGGAGCGGCCGCGCCGCAGUGCCCCGACGCGCGCACGGAGGUGCUUGCGGAGCUCGGCUUCAGCGUGGACCAGAGCUGCUACGACUCGCUGGGGUUGUCGACAGACGAUGGCGAUCUGAUCCUGCCGUCGACGUGGCAACCGGAGGCCAAGUACGAGCCGUUCGAUCCGCUGCCCGAGGACGCCAUGAGCCUCCACGGCGGCAUCUCCGGCGGUGACGACGUGUGGAGCAGUGCGUUGGCAUGUCAAGGACUGGAAGCCGCUCUCUGCAGGCCGUAAUUUUAACCCGUCUUUUAUUUGUUACCAUGCUUGAGAUUGUUUUAUGCAUUGUUGUUUCUCUUUUCAGGUUUUGAUCAUGUUCAGAAGUAAUUUAUAGAGAUCAUAUAUAUACAUGUCCAGAUGAUGUAUAUUAAGGGGAAAAGGGGUAUACAUGUGAGAUAGAAAGAAUUGUAAUAAAAAAAUGAUACUUUGUUUGGUACUCCUGUUUAACA
Molecule: messenger RNA, 1288 nt
Organism: Setaria italica (foxtail millet)
Lineage: Eukaryota; Viridiplantae; Streptophyta; Magnoliopsida; Poales; Poaceae
Product: dof zinc finger protein DOF1.8
Exons: 1
Coding region: 84-1076 (330 amino acids)
Biological process (GO): regulation of DNA-templated transcription
Molecular function (GO): DNA-binding transcription factor activity; DNA binding
Source: RefSeq, a predicted model, not a curated record